Caenorhabditis bovis is the source of this 582-nucleotide messenger RNA. The record is from the annotation of a GenBank genome assembly. NCBI's taxonomy places the organism in Eukaryota, Metazoa, Nematoda, Chromadorea, Rhabditida, Rhabditidae.
AUGGAUGCGCAAUCCUACAAAACCGUCUGGGCAGCAUGUCGAGCAGUAAUUUUCGGAUGUAUCAUCAUCGCUGUGGGACUUGCAAUGACAAUUCUAGGCUAUUUCGACAAGCAUUUCUCAGAGAAAGUCGAAAUGAUUAAUGGAACAAGUACAGUUACAUAUGACAAAUUAAUACAAUUUCAAUUGAAAAGUAUGCAAUAUCUGGGACCAAUUCUGAUGGGUAUUGGAUCAUUCCUGCUGAUAAUUGCUUGUGUCGUCACACUGGAAAGUCGGGAUAAGCAUGCGCAGAUAAUCACUGAAGAGUCAAUUAUUCAAAAACGGCGGAUUAUGGAGUCGAUAUCGGAAAGAUCGCAUGGAGAAUUUGACGAAUAUGAUGAAAAUGAGGAAUUAUUAGAGAGUAAUAGAUAUGUCACUCUUGAUGCGAAUCGACUUGCUCCGUUGGCUGAUGUCGAUUCUCUAACCGAUAUUUCGAUAACACAUCGUGAAUCGUCUUGUUCGAGAACGAAAACCGGCGAGCGAAGUGUUCAAACAUCACCGGAUGAUGAGAAGAAAUCCGAAGAGUUGUGCUCGAAUCAGGCGUAA